AUGGAUGCCGCAGAGUUCCGAAGAAGAGGAAAAGAGAUGGUGGAUUAUAUUGCAGAUUACCUCGAGCAGAUAGAAAAGAGGCAGGUGUACCCUGAUGUGGAGCCCGGCUAUUUGAGGCCCCUCAUCCCGGACUCUGCUCCCGAAGAACCGGAGAGAUUUGAAGACAUCCUCCAAGAUGUUGAAAGGGUCAUCAUGCCAGGGGUGACACACUGGCACAGCCCCUACUUCUUUGCCUAUUUCCCCACCGCCAGCUCUUUCCCGGCUCUUCUGGCGGACAUGCUGUCUGGGGGCAUUGGAUGCAUUGGCUUUUCUUGGGCGUCCAGCCCAGCCUGCACAGAACUGGAGACAGUGAUGCUGGAUUGGCUAGGAAAGAUGAUAAAUCUGCCUCCGCAGUUUUUGGCUGGGAAGGAUGGUGAGGGCGGUGGUGUGAUCCAGGAGAGCUUCAGCCAGGCCACCUUGGUUGCCCUGCUUGCAGCUAGAACCAAAGCGAUCCAUCGAGUCCAGCGGGAAAAGAGGGAACUGACUCAGGGAGAAAUCAUUGGCCGCUUGGUGGCUUAUACGUCUGAUCAAGCUCAUUUUUCAGUAGAAAAGGCUGGAUUAAUCGCCGGGGUGAAGAUCAAGGAGGUCCCCACGGAUGACAAGUUUGCUGUACGUGGAUCAGCUCUAAGAAAAAUUUUGGAUCAAGACAAAGCAGCUGGUCUUAUCCCAUUCUUUUUCUGCGCGACCCUUGGAACCACAACGUGCUGCUCUUUCGACAAACUCCCGGAACUGGGCCCGAUGUGUAAUGCUGAGAAUAUCUGGAUGCACAUUGACGCUGCCUAUGCGGGGAGUUCAUUCAUCUGUCCUGAAUUUCGCCACCUUCUCAACGGAGUUGAAUUUGCAGAUUCCUUUAACUUCAACCCACACAAAUGGCUUCUGGUGAACUUUGACUGUUCUACAAUGUGGGUGAAGAAGAGAACAGAUUUAACCUGUGCCUUUAAGAUAGACCCUGUGUACCUGAAGCACGACCAUCAAGAAUCGGGACUCAUCACAGAUUAUAGGCACUGGCAGAUUCCCCUGGGUCGGCGGUUCCGUUCCUUGAAAAUGUGGUUUGUAUUUCGAAUGUAUGGCGUGAAGGGACUCCAGGAAUACAUCCGAAAGCAUGUUAAACUAGCUCAUGAAUUUAAGGAUCUGGUGCUUCAGGACGAUCGGUUUGAGAUCUGUGCUGACGUCGUAUUGGGACUGGUGUGCUUCCGACUAAAGGGCACAAAUGAGCUCAACGAGGCACUGCUGAAGAGCAUAAACAACGCCAGGAAGAUCCAUCUCGUUCCAUGCCGCCUGAAAGGGAAAUUUGUGCUGCGUUUUUCAAUUUGUGCUCGCACGGCGGAAUCUGCCCAUGUCCAGUUUGCCUGGAAGCACAUCGUGAUGCUGGCGAGUGAACUGUUGAAGGCCCAGAAGCAGCAACAGUGA
Molecule: messenger RNA, 1449 nt
Organism: Gekko japonicus
Lineage: Eukaryota; Metazoa; Chordata; Lepidosauria; Squamata; Gekkonidae
Gene: DDC
Product: dopa decarboxylase
Exons: 14
Coding region: 1-1449 (482 amino acids)
Biological process (GO): catecholamine metabolic process; serotonin biosynthetic process; amino acid metabolic process
Molecular function (GO): pyridoxal phosphate binding; aromatic-L-amino-acid decarboxylase activity
Source: RefSeq, a predicted model, not a curated record